AGGUGUUGGCCGGGCCUCCAGCUCUGUCAGUGGUGGCUGCUGCCUGCUCUGGAGGCGAGCUCCGCGGUGGCGGCCGAAGGUGGCAGAGGUGAACGCUAGCGCCGGGCUUUGCCCGCUUCUUGUUGAAGCUGUGAAUUCGUUUGGACAAUUGAUGAUAUUUAUCAUUGUGCCCAGUUUCUACAAAUAAAAAAUGGGUGGAUUAUUUUCUCGUUGGAGGACAAAACCUUCAACUGUAGAAGUUCUGGAAAAUAUAGAUAAGGAAAUUCAAGCAUUGGAAGAAUUUAGGGAAAAAAAUCAGAGAUUACAAAAAUUAUGGGUUGGAAGAUUAAUUCUCUACUCCUCAAUUCUCUAUCUGUUUACGUGUUUAAUUGUAUACUUAUGGUAUCUCCCCGAUGAACUUACAGCAAGACUUGCCAUGACACUCCCAUUUUUUGCUUUCCCGUUGAUCAUCUGGAGCAUAAGAACAGUGCUUAUUUUCUUCUUUUCCAAGAGAACAGAAAGAAAUAAUGAAGCAUUGGAUGAUUUAAAAUCCCAGAAGAAAAAAAUACUUGAAGAAGUCAUGGAAAAAGAAACUUAUAAAACGGCUAAAUUAAUUCUUGAAAGGUUUGAUCCAGAUUCAAAGAAAGCAAAGGAGUUUGAGCCGCCAUCUGCUGGAGUAGCUGUAACUCCAAGGCCUGGACAAGAGAUUCGUCAGCGAACUGCAGCUCAAAGAAACCUUUCUCCAACAACAGCGGACUCUAGCCAGGGCACUCCUCCACAAGUUCCAGUAUCUCCUGGACCACCAAAGGACACUUCAGCCCCUGGUGGACCUCCAGAAAGAGCUGUUACUCCAGCCCUAUCGUCAAAUGUGUUACCAAGACGUCUUGGAUCCCCUGCUACUUCAGUGCCUGGAAUGGGUCUUCAUCCUCCUGGUCCACCUUUAGCAAGACCCAUUCUGCCCCGAGAACGAGGUGCUCUGGAUAGAAUUGUUGAAUAUUUAGUUGGUGAUGGUCCACAGAACAGGUAUGCCCUGAUAUGUCAACAGUGUUUUUCUCACAAUGGCAUGGCUUUGAAAGAAGAAUUUGAAUAUAUUGCUUUUCGUUGUGCCUACUGUUUUUUCUUGAAUCCUGCAAGAAAAACUAGACCUCAGGCUCCAAGACUUCCAGAGUUUAGUUUUGAGAAGAGGCAGGCACUGGAAGCCUCAAGUACAGUUGGUUCCUUGCCCUCGGGAAGUGUGAUUUCAUCAGAGAAUCAGAUCAGUGAAGAAUCUUUUGAAGAACAAGGUGUUCUAGAUACCUGUACAGAGCAAACAGAUGACAAAACACUGGAUACAGAGCAGACAAACCAAGUGAUUGAACAAGCAUCUGGCACAGAGGAACCAGAGGAGAAGCAAGAGACCGAGAAUGAGGAAACCGCAAUGAAUGAAGCCAAAUCACCAAUAUCGAGAGCUGAUGCUAUUCCUAAACCUGAACUAAGUGGAGAAUCAUUGACAAUGUAGUAAAUGCUUCCACGUGCCUUCAACUGAUAUUUGUAGUCUUGUUGAUGCCAGUUGUUGCUUUUUUAGGUGGUGCUUUCUUUCCCCCCCGCUCUAAAGACAUGCUUGAUAUCAUUUGAAUUCAGAUUGCUUAUUUCAGUAUGUCAAAGUUACGUCUACUGGGUAUUUAAAUUAAAAGUAAGUGAUAUCAGUACAGUAAAACCCUUUUUAAUGUGCAAAACUCCACACUGUGUAGACAGCUUUUAGGUAUUUAUUCCCCUUCUAAAAGUAAAAAAUAUGAUAGAGGUUUUGUUUUCUAUUUGUGACCUGUAAAUACUAUCCAUUUUGACAUAGGAAGAACUUUGGUUAGGAGUAAGUUCUAAUAGUGUUUGUUUUAAGGAAUGAUACACAAUUAAGAUUUUUAAUACUUCAUCAUUAAAGUGGAUGGAAUUUUAACUCUUAAAAUAUUUGCCAGGGAGUGAAAUGUUUAUUUAGGCAUUUAUAUUAAGAGGUGUGAAAGUUAUUACAGUAACAAUAUAGGCAUUGGUUUUCUCAGUAAGAAUGCAGUUGAGCUGUCAAGUGCAGUGUUACUUUUGGAUGUGUCUUAUUUUGCACCUGGGCCAGAGGUACCUGAUGUAUAUAAUUAGCUUAUGUUUACAUAUUAACGUAUAGGAAAUAUCUCUGCAUUUGACUGCACUUGAAUUUUGAACAUUAUUUAUAUUUGUAAAAUAAUGAUGAUAUUAUAAGUGAAUUUUGUGCUCUUGUGUGUAUUUUGCUAAGGAAAAUAAAGAUGAUCUGGUAGCAGUUUCUUUUGUUAAAUAUCUAGACUUCUUCAGACAGUAUCUUGAGGAUGACUUGGCUACCCGAAAAGUCUUAGGAGGAGGAGCUCACAAUUCAAUAAAUCAGCAGAUUCUGCUGAGUGCAAAUUAUGAUCUUUGUAUUCACACUUAUUGCCUUUCAAAAUCAGAGAAAUAGUGACAUUUAGAGGUUCUAAUCAGAGAUUAGAUUUUUCUCAUUCGGGAAGCGAUUAGGCCAUUUGUAGUUUUUAAUUUUGAGAGACAUAGUUUUGUGAGAAUAGGCAGUUAUUUACUGGUAGUUCAUUUGAUUUAAUAUGUGUGUUAAGCAUCAACUGGGAAAAUUUUUUGACCCAGAGUGAUAAUUCUUGGACUUUAAGUACAAAUGUUAUUAUCUUUUCUACCUUCCUUUUAUCUAUUAUUAAAAAAAAUUGAAAUCACGUUGUUAUGCCAAAAGGAAGAAUGUAUAGGAAUGGUGUAUAUGGCAAGUAUUUCUAAAUUGUACAGUUUAUUAAAAAUUUGAUAAAAUAUAAUUUGUUAUUAUUUAAAAUUCAUCUUUAUGAUCUAAUAUUAUAUCUGAUAGGUAUUUUUAAGGAACCCAAUGUCUUAAUAGUCUCAGGCAUCAUGGUAUAGUGAGUGACCAGAGUUUUCAAGAGUAUAGGACUAGGCUUAAAUUCCAGCUCUGCAGUCUUGGGCAAGUUGCCUGACUUCUCUGAGAUUGUUUUUUUCUUCUGUAAAAUGGAAGAAUAAUACCUACUUUGGGGGGUAUUGGCACAAUUAAAAAUGAUUUGUGUAGUGUGCCUAGCUCACUGUCUGAUAAUUAAUAGAUAUUAAGUAAAUGGUAGCAUUUUAUACUAUUGAUGUCCUUGUGAAAUAUGAAAGGACUAUAAAUUCUUCCUCUUGCAGAUAAGAAAAUGAAAAAACAAUAUGAACAUAUAAAUCAGCUGUUCAGAAUCAAGCCAAAGUUUUCUGCAUCAACUUUUCUUUAUCAUAUACAUGUAUAUAAAUGCAUAGGUUAAGGAAAUAGGAACCUGAAACUGUGGAAUACUACAGAAUAUAACCUAUUUUAUGUUUUGAUGAACACUAUCACAUUUUUUUAGUGCAUUAUUUGCCCAUUACAUUUUAGUAACACCUUUGCUGAGUCUUCUUGUUAUAAAACAUUCAAAUUCUGAUGUACAUUAUUGAAAAAUGAGGAGUAACUCAGAAAUAAAGCUUAAUGAUAUAAUCAAGCAGAUAUGAGAAAUAUUUUUGAAAAAAAUGUAGAAGACUAAAAGGGGGAUUAGUGAAAUUAAUGCAACUGGUAACAUGCUGUAAUCAUAUAGUACCCUUUAAAAUAGAAAAGUCUAUUCUGAUAUUUUAAUAAACAGCUAAUGGUUGAAAGAA
Molecule: messenger RNA, 3630 nt
Organism: Phacochoerus africanus (Common warthog)
Lineage: Eukaryota; Metazoa; Chordata; Mammalia; Artiodactyla; Suidae
Gene: LNPK
Product: lunapark, ER junction formation factor
Exons: 13
Coding region: 191-1477 (428 amino acids)
Biological process (GO): endoplasmic reticulum tubular network organization
Cellular component (GO): endoplasmic reticulum tubular network
Source: RefSeq, a predicted model, not a curated record